UGUGAAAGAAAUAAUUUCCUAAUAUCCACAGAACCGUCUCAUUUAUAAUCACUUUCGGUUUAUUUGUGCUUUUACGAGAUAGAACACGUGUAUUUAAAAAAAAAAAAAAAAAAAAAAAAAAAAAAAAAGAUAUGGCGCCACGCCGAGAUAGUCGUACUAAUCACAAUAAUAUAAAUAAAGCCUCCAAAAGAGGUAAAAAUAGUUGGUUCAAAAGUUUCGAAUGGCCUCAAUUUUGGUCCUUAUUAACAGAUCCAAGAAAAAUUGUAAUAACUACAAAGUUAUUUAUUUUAUUGGAAAUGCUUUUGAAUGUAUUCAUUAUCGAAAAAGUGCCUUAUACAGAAAUCGACUGGAAAGCUUAUAUGCAAGAAGUGGAGGGUUUUUUAAAUGGUACAUUGGAUUAUUCAAAGCUAAAAGGUGAUACAGGACCAUUGGUUUAUCCUGCUGGCUUUUUGUACAUUUUUUCUGCUCUAUAUUAUGUCACUAUGCAAGGAGCACAAAUUAAAAUAGCUCAGUAUAUCUUUGCUAUUCUCUACGUUGUUUUACUAGCCUUGGUCUUCCGCAUUUACUCAAAAACCAAAAAGGUUCCACCUUAUGUAUUGAUUUUGAUGUGCUGUACAUCGUAUCGAAUACAUUCUAUAUUUGUGUUAAGACUUUUUAAUGAUCCGAUAGCUAUGAUAUUAUUAUUUUCAAGUCUAAAUGCAUUUUUAGACGACCACUGGUAUUUGGGAAGUAUUCUUUAUAGUCUUGCUGUAUCUGUAAAAAUGAAUAUUUUAUUAUUUGCGCCAGCACUUCUUGCUGCAUAUUUAUGUAUCUUAGGAACAUCGAAGACUGUAAUACAUUUGUCCAUUUGCGCAUUGGUACAAGUGAUUUUAGGCUUACCUUUUUUAAUUGAAAAUCCAAUUUCAUAUAUUAAAGGAGCAUUCAAUUUGGGAAGAAUUUUUGAAUUUAAAUGGACAGUAAACUGGCGCCUUUUAUCCGAGGAAAUAUUUGUUAAUCCAUACUUUCAUGUUUCAUUGUUACUUUUACAUUUAUUAAUCUUAGCCAUUUCUGUACCAAAUUGGAUAAUCUAUUUGAGAUCCUAUGCAAAAUUAAAACAAGUGGAAAAAGAUCUAAAGCCUCAAUUGCAGAAGAAAAAAAAGGUGGAUAUGUCGACAAUGAGCCAAUUAUUUGUUUUUCCCCUAUUUGUGGCAAAUUUUAUAGGCAUCGCGUGCAGUAGAUCUUUACAUUAUCAAUUUUACAUAUGGUACUACCAUACAUUGCCAUAUCUUGCAUGGUGUACAAGUUAUGAAACUAAGGCGAAACUUUCAAUACUAGGAAUAAUAGAGCUUUGCUGGAAUACUUAUCCAAGUACAGUUUAUAGCAGUUUUGCUCUGCACGCUUGCCAUAUAAUUUUAUUAUAUGAUUUGAUUAAAAACAGAAAAAGCAAUACUAAAACAAAAUGAAAUUGUUAUAUAUACGUGGGACUGAAUUUGUUAUCUAGUCUUUACUCUAUCUGACAAAUAAAACUUUAUGCGUAUAAA
This is a messenger RNA of Vespa crabro (European hornet), 1520 nucleotides long. RefSeq names its product lethal(2)neighbour of Tid protein (gene Alg3). The record is from RefSeq and is a predicted model, not a curated record. Gene Ontology annotation, molecular function: dol-P-Man:Man(5)GlcNAc(2)-PP-Dol alpha-1,3-mannosyltransferase activity. Gene Ontology annotation, cellular component: endoplasmic reticulum. NCBI's taxonomy places the organism in Eukaryota, Metazoa, Arthropoda, Insecta, Hymenoptera, Vespidae. Bases 132 to 1442 code for a protein of 436 amino acids. The transcript has a single exon.